CAUUAUCGCGCAUUUUUUUUAAUCUGGCAACACUUUCCGAUUUAAUCUUCAUCCUGUUGUCUUAUUCUGCUGGACUCGGAAAAAAAGGUACAAUAUGGCUACUCCACCAGCCAAGCUACAGGAAAUGCCACCGAAAGGUGGCUAUCAGAGCAUUCCGUUCGCUCGUGUGCCAGCAAAAAAAUACUUCAAAGGAUGGCAGCUGAUUGCCGCAUAUGCGGGCUUCACUACCGUCGGAUUAUCUGCAUAUUAUCUAAACUGCAAAGAAAAUCUGCGUAACGAAGUCGAGAUGCGUUCAGCACGAAACGUGAUUUACGCCCUGCUGCUUGCCGAGAGAGACCGAGAAUACUUGAAGCAGAUACGAAGAAACCGUGACGAGGAGACUGAGCUUAUGAAAAAUGUUAAGGGCUGGGAGGUCGGUACCUGGUAUGGCGAACCGGUCUUCAAGACUCUACCUAAGGAUAAAUUUAUCGACCCAACCUUCCAGGAGUUUUACGUUCACACGGAAUACAAAGAAAUGGCCAAGCGUAAGAACGUCAAACUGCUCAGUUGAAUUAAUUACACAACCUCUGCGACAAAUGAAAUGCAGAUUUGGGGUACUGCUCUGAUUGCUUAGUAAUCAAUUGCAUUGAAUAAACACGUUUUCAUUUAGUCAUGUAAUAA
This is a messenger RNA of Wyeomyia smithii (pitcher-plant mosquito), 660 nucleotides long. It is a transcript of the gene ND-B16.6, whose product is annotated as NADH dehydrogenase [ubiquinone] 1 alpha subcomplex subunit 13. Bases 95 to 550 code for a protein of 151 amino acids. Lineage: Eukaryota; Metazoa; Arthropoda; Insecta; Diptera; Culicidae. The transcript is spliced from 3 exons. The record is from RefSeq and is a predicted model, not a curated record.